Saccoglossus kowalevskii is the source of this 1129-nucleotide messenger RNA. RefSeq names its product putative glutathione S-transferase 6. Gene Ontology annotation, biological process: glutathione metabolic process. Gene Ontology annotation, molecular function: glutathione transferase activity. Lineage: Eukaryota; Metazoa; Hemichordata; Enteropneusta; Harrimaniidae. The record is from RefSeq and is a predicted model, not a curated record.
CGUCAAUAUUGUUGAUAGUUUGCCCAAGUUACCUUUGUUAAAUAAGUAGCGAACGAGGCAUGCUUGAACACUACCCAGCUAAAAACGUUGACCUCAGUGGUUCAAAAGGUCAUUUAUUAUCAACAAACCUGUGAGUCGUGAGAAGACAUCGUGGAAUAACAGUGAAAAGCUGUCAGUGUGGAAAUCCCAUACUCGCUCCGACACUAGACCAUAUAAGAAUUCCACGUUUAGUUCUUUCUUGAAGAUGGGUUGCAGUGGCAGUAAAAGCACCGGGGUGGACAGUCAGAGCACAAGCAAAAUAGUAUUGCACUACUUCGUUGUCCGAGUCCGUGCCGAACCGAUACGACUUCUUUUGCACUAUGGUGGAAUUAAAUUUGAAGACAAAAGAUACACAAUGGAACAAUGGAUGGAGAUGACUAAGAAGGGUGAGUUCAGGGGUCCGUUUGGUGUUCUGCCAUAUGUUGAAUAUAACGGUGAGAUUUUGGGACAAAGCAUCGCUAUACUAAGAUUCGCUGCUAGAUCAGUCGGUGCGUUCGGAGAGAAUGCUGUGGAAACAGCUCAGGCGGACAGCAUAGCUGACACCGUAACUGAAUUGGUGGAACCGCUUAGCGGCCUCUUACUUAUGAAGCCAGAUGACAUGGAGGAACAAUUGAAAACCCUUUACGCUGCCACUAUUGUUACAAGUAUGAAAAUGUUAGAAAACCAAAUCUCGACGACGAACGACGGCAAAACAGGGUAUCUAGUUGGCAAGAAGAUUACACAUGCUGAUUUCAUGGUGUUCAAUAUUAUGGAGACGAUAGAGAAGACGUAUCAAAAGGACGAUUUGGACAUCUAUGCGGAAUUUCCACUACUGAAAGGUCAUCGCGACCUUAUAAAAAAUUUGCCACAGCUGCAAAAGUACCUUAAUUCACGUCCUGACCUACCUUUGUAGUGACAGUCUUAUAACUAAUACAAUAAUUGUCUGUUUAAAUUGGGAAAUUCAACUUUGAGGUGACACAAUUAGUUAAACUAACAUGUACUUCCAAUAAAUUAUUUAGGUUCGUAUCCUGAAAAAUAGUACAGUUUAAUUGUAUUUUAGUAACAUCCCGACUUAUUUCUUAAGCGGAAAUUGCUCUUGCCUGAAUAACCC